AGUGCAAAAGAAGCGUUCACUCCCUCCAGAGGAGCGCACAGCUUUUUGAGGGAGCCAGUGGUGAGGGGGAGAAAAACAAUCCAGUCAGCGUUUUGUAGCACUUUCAGAUGAGUUCUUCUACCUCGUUAGAGAUAUUGGCAUAGCUGACAGAUCAUCUGACGCCAGUUUAAGGAAUGUUUUAGGGACAAAUUGUCUCCAAGGGGCAAUUGGAGCGGGCAGUCUGAGCCUUUAUAAUGCGGAGAGAUCAAGUCUCAGUAGUUUGUCGGUAUGAACGCAGCGCAGACGGACCCUGAGAAACUGCUUUCAUGGAUUGACUGACUGAUUGAUUGGCGUUUGAUUUUUUUUUAAUUUUUCAGUAUCAGAGGAUUUUUUUUCCUGUGUCGUGGUUAGUAUAUAAUUCUGAAAUUAAAAAAAGAAACCCUCAAAUCGUGGAUUAUUAUCAUUGGGAGUCGAGGAUUUUUGUGGUGCGUCUGAGGAUAUAGAUUUGUUUUUUUACAGUGAUCCUGCGCUUGGGUCAAGGAUCCGGAGAGGGGAAUUAACCUUUCACAAGGUGGAAAUAUAAGUCGUAUUGGACCCUAACUCAUCUCUCUUGCUGCUGAGUCCAACAUGAAGUCUGUCACUGUGUGGAUGUGCGUCCACAUCUUUCUCCUGCUCUUAGAUGAGGCAGCAAGUUCCUGGGAGGGUCCUUCAGCUUUGUCUGUGUCCUUGGCCAAUGGUUCUCCAGGGUCUGCGGGCACUGGGUCUGGGCCCGGAGCUCAGCCAGAAUGGGUGGACUGCAUCCAGGCGAGUGACAUGUGCAACCAGAACCCUUACUGCAGCUCUCGGUACCGGGUGAUGCGCCAGUGCCUUGUGGGCAAGGAGAAGGAAGCAAUGCUGGACAACAACAGGGAGUGCCAGGCUGCUUUGGAAGUGCUGCUGGUUAGUCCUCUGUAUGACUGCCGCUGCAAGAGGGGCAUGAAGAAGGAGCUGCAGUGUCUGCAGAACUACUGGACCAUCCACAUGGGACUCACUGAAGGUGGAGACAUAGAGGACUCAUCCCCGUACGAACCUGUAGCACCAAACCGACACCCCGAUGCAUUCCGCUUGGCCUCCAUCUCUUCAGGAAUGCUCACAGCGGCCCCAAAAGGUUUCCACUGUCUUGAUGCAGAGAGAAACUGCAACCCCUGUCUUGACGCGGCCAAAGCCUGCAACCUCAACGGUAGCUGCAAGAGGCAACGCUCCGCCUACAUUGCUACCUGCAGCAAGGAGGACCCCAACAAGGGUGAAGCGUGCAGCAAGAAGCGCUGCCAUAAAGCACUGAGGUUGUUCCUGGACCGUGUGCCCCCUGAGUACAGCCACCGGCUGCUCUUCUGCCCCUGCCAGAGCGAGGGUUGCGCCGAACGACGCAGGCAGACAAUCGUGCCCGAUUGCUCCUAUAAAGAUAAGGAGAAACCCAACUGUCUGGAGCUACGGAGGGUCUGCCGCCAAGACGCUCUCUGCAGGUCUAGGCUGGCUGAUUACCUUGUGAACUGCUGGGUGACUCCGCACACACCGAGCACCUGUCCCAACCAAGACAAUCACCAAGCCUGCUUGGCCUCCUACGCAAGGCUCAUCGAGAUGACUCCCAACUAUGUCGACAGCAGCUUCUCCAAUUGGACCAUCUCUCCGUGGUGCACCUGUAAGGGCAGUGGAAAUCAGGAAGAGGAAUGUAUGAACUUCCUGCGGUACUUCACCGAUAACACAUGCCUAAGAGAUGCCAUUCAGGCCUUUGGCUAUGGGAUAGACAACAUGCAGAACAAAAACGUGUCUGUCCCUGGCCCCUCAGUGACCACGAAGACGGGGUCAGAUUUGUCGAUGGGCACCUCAGUACCUCCCAUUGUCACCAUCCAAGAGUAUUCUGAAUCGAGAGACGAUGGCCUGGGCAAAACCCGGGGCCUGCCAGAGGAUCACUCUGCCUGUCUGUGUGCCAACGUCUGGGCUCUGCUUCCCGGCCUGGCUUUGGCUCUGGUCCUGGCCCAGCAUGCCUUAUAGGAGCGCCAGGAGAAGAAAAAAGAGGUCAUCCACCCACAAGCUGAUCCCAAAAGCAGAAGGUGUUAUUUCUGAGGCUGAUAUUAAGAAGGCUGAAUCUCUGGGUAGUUGACAUGAAUGGCAUUUAUAAAAGAAGAAAAAAACAAAAAGAGCUGGAAAAUAUUGAAGUUUUACAAGUGUGAAUUUGUUGUUCAUUUGAUGUAUCGUUAGGGCGGACCACGACUGUGAUGAAGCACAUGGCUUUAAAAAGGACCCUUGGUAGGAGAGGCCCAUGAAGGCCGUUCGCUGGGAAUUACUCUCCCUCAGACUGAGGCACAAAAUCCUGGAGGACUGAAGCUGAACAUUUCAAAGACUUCUGCACUUUUCUCACCAAAGGAGGGAGAGAAGGAGUGAACAACGUAAUUAAAAGAAGACAGGAUUGACAGAAAAGAAAUUGUUGCAGAGAGAAAAGGAAUGAGCGAGAGGUAAAUGGGGUAGGAGUGAGAGCGAGAGGAGAAAGAGACAUAUUUCUGCUAUCAGUCACACUUUUUGUUUUUUUUUGUCUUGAAUUGGUUCUCGACUUAAUCUUCUCUUGGAUGAACAGACCACAAAUUUAGGGGCGGGAUGGGGGAUGAUUACAUUCUGUCUUCAACACUAGUGUAAACUCUAAACUGUAAAGCCUACUCAGUGUUCUAAGUGUUGGUAUAGUAUCUGUGACCAUAAUCAAUCUACCGUACAGCUCUUUCAUUUGGGUGCUAUACAGUAUACUUUUUCAGCAGGCGGCGAAAAGAACUAAAGAUGGCGACGUAACCAGUGAAUGGUCCUUUGGUCAUUUGAGAUGUUGUUGUUAAUGACUGUGGGUGUGCGCCAUAUGUCCACCUGCACAUGUGUAUAUUUCUGUCUCUAUGUAUAUAAAAAACUCUUUUCUUUCAUUCAACCAAAUGAUAUCUACGGUAACUUGAAUGGACAUUACUGUACGCUAAGAUGGCUCUGUAUUGGAACUAAUGGAAGGCCUUCAUUAUCUGCGUUUAUAUUUGUCUAUAAAGGUUUGAUGACAAAGAAUGUAUACAGGGAUGAGAUUAAACGAGCUCUAACUGCUUGG
Messenger RNA from Epinephelus moara (kelp grouper), 3088 nucleotides. Its product is annotated as GDNF family receptor alpha-2-like. Gene Ontology annotation, cellular component: signaling receptor complex; external side of plasma membrane. The record is from RefSeq and is a predicted model, not a curated record. The transcript is spliced from 8 exons. Gene Ontology annotation, biological process: nervous system development. Gene Ontology annotation, molecular function: signaling receptor activity. Lineage: Eukaryota; Metazoa; Chordata; Actinopteri; Perciformes; Serranidae. Bases 607 to 2010 code for a protein of 467 amino acids.